Molecule: messenger RNA, 3250 nt
Organism: Paramuricea clavata
Lineage: Eukaryota; Metazoa; Cnidaria; Anthozoa; Malacalcyonacea; Plexauridae
Source: the annotation of a GenBank genome assembly
AUGUACAAGCAACGGAUUUUCAUUCAAGUAUCUCCAAUGCUGACGAAGCUCUUUCAUUCUAGUACAAAAGGUUGGUAAAGAAUAGGUUGCAAGUGUAAAUUGUUCUCAAAGACAAGAUUCGUUGUAUUUUCCACACAUUCAUUCCAUUAGACCCUAAAAUAGAAAUCCUGCUUACAGUAAUCAUGUUACCAGACAAACCUGCAUGGGUCUAGUGUGUAUAAGUAGUAGUCUACAAUAAGCUGCCGUGGUUGGUGUCUCUGGACUACCUGAGCAUAUUUUUUCUUGUAUAUAAUACUUAUGUUUUGAUAUAUUUUAUUUUAGAAACAAAACAUCUUUAUCUCUGCGCACUUUCCCAUAUUUUACAUUGGCUUCCUAAGCAAGUUCUUCUUAGUGAAAUACCAACGGUAGGUUGACUUUUUCAAUGUUGAUAGCCAUGACUAUGAUCACAAGCCAGGGUAGUUGUACAAUGCAAAUUCAUGAAAGAAAUAUUGCAUUUCAAAAUACGAAAUUUCGGCACGCUCCUGACAAAAACAGUGGAAAGGGGCUGGAUUGACGCCCAAUAGCUCGAGCAAUAGCUCUUCAAUUUCCGCCAUUUUUGCUUUACCUUUUGGACUCGAGUUCUCGCUACAGAUAUAUAUGGAGCACUCACUGAUACAGACUGCAGCAGACUAGACUUGCCCCAGAGGACUUGCCCCAAGUCUCGCUCGAAUGGGUUUUGAUAGGGUCUAUCCAGUUUAUUAUGAGAUCAGUCAAAACUGAUGAGAUCUAAUAACAAACUGAUAGACCCUAUUAAAAGUGAUCAAAACCCAUUCGAGCGAGGCAAGUCUAGCAGCAGACUUGCUUCAAAGUUGUUCCAACAAGUUGUUAUCAGGUUGGGUUUGCACUGCUUGUUCCCAGUUGUUAAUAAGUUGUUACAGUUCUGCAACUGAUUAGCUAUAUAAAGCUGAUAUCAGAUUUUGUUCACACGGCUAGAUGUAAGAUUUUUACAUUAGUAAACUACAAUUGUCUCGAACACUUUUAUGUAUAUUAUUAAUACGUAAUAGGAUGGUUCCUGGCGAAAUUUGGAUAAAACAAGCACUUGUGAGUUUUUCAAAGACCUCAAUUAGCACUCGUCCUUUGGACUCGUGCUAUUUUGAUGUUCUUUGGAAAACUCAUCGUGCAUGUUUUAUCCAAAAUGCAUUUGAAACCAUCCUAUGACCUAUGCUAAUUUUACAUGUGUAUUUCUAGUUACUUCCAUUGUUAGUUCAGUCAUUAUCGUGCGAAGAGACAAACCUUCAGCUCUCAACCUUGGAGACAUUUUACUCCUUAACACAUGACGUACCUAAGAUCAUUUCUCAAUAUGUGACGUCACUCGUACCCAGGUACUCACAUCUGGCACAGGAUGCGCCGUCCUUGGUAAGAACAGCUAUUCGCCAUAGCUAGUAUAUAUAGAUUUAUUUCUAGAAAUUGCUUCCCACCAAGUUUAUCACAUUUUUUUUCAUGCAGAAAAUUCGAUGUAUGUCUCUGAAAUGCCUUGGAGUUUUAACCGUUUUACCUCAUCAUGAAGUGAGUUUUAGUUAUAAUCUGUUUCCCUGCUGAACUAAGUCUGUUUAUUCUGGAUGGCUCUGUCCUAGAAAGGUUCAAUAAGAAUCGAUGGACUUGAAUGAUGUGAUUUCUUGCACUUCACUUGGUGGAAUUAAUAUUAGAAUGUUAGGGUUUGUAAUCCAAGUGAUUAUAUAUACAUUUUAAUAAUAAUAUUAAUUCCACCAAGUGAAGUGCAAGAAAUCACAUCAUUCAAGUCCACCUUAUCAUAACCCGCACACCCGAUUACCUAUAUAUACAUGAACUUACGGUUACAGCUCAACAGCUGGCCUCUGUAGCUCAGUUGGUUAGAGCGCUGCACCGGAAUCGCAGGGCCGUAGGUUCAAUUCCUACCAGAGGACCUUGUGCUGCAUUUUUCGCAGUCGUUCCUGGUCAGGUCUUAAAAUGUAUAUAAUCAAUAAGAAUCAUCUUUGGUUAGUCCAGGGUUACUACAAGAAAACCUGAAACUUUAGUUUAAGUCUAUUUCUACUGGAUAACUCUAUCAAUUCUAAACUGUUCUUCCUAGAGAAGUUCAAUAUAUAGGAAUCAUCCCUUGUUGGCCAAGAAAACUCGCCACUUACUAAAAAGUCAGUUUAUCUUAAAUUGACGACCUACGAAUUUCAAGGAUAAGACUCCUGCAAGGAUAAGACUCCUGAAGAAAACAAACUGAAGCUCCGUAGUCUACCAAUUUUCAUGCCCCAGUUGCCGAAGCACCUAUACUGUCUAUUAGUAAAACAGACGACUGUCUACAUGCAUAAAAGAGCGCACGCGAAAAUUCAGAAAUCUACGCCCACAUCAACUCGUGCGAUGUGGAACUGUCGCCUGACCAAUCUAUCUCUAUGGCUAUAAACACUAAUAUAACCCAAAGAGAAAUAUUUUAAAGAGAAUUAUUUCUUACUUUCUGUUAGGUAUAUCCUUAUAAAAAGCAAGUUAUACAAUCCUUGGCUAAAUGUUUGGAUGAUCAAAAAAGAUUGGUCCGGAAAGAAGCAGUACAAUGUCGAAAUGAAUGGUAAAUAUAAACUAAAGUUUUUUUUAUUGUUAACUAGAGACAAAGUCAUCUCAAAGAUUUUUGGUCAAACAUCGCUUUACAAAUUUGUAAUUUAAGAGAUAAUUAUCCAUUCAAGUAUUUGAUUUGUUUUGAUUUGAUUUGGCUUUAUUGACACUCCCCCGAAGAGGCUUUCCAGUAACAAAAUUACAACAUAUAAAUUUACAAUGUCAUUAAUCCAUUGCCAUUAACACUAAAUCCUAAAUAAUUUAUAUAAUUUAUGAUAACACAAUUACGUAUAACAACAACGACGACAAAAGUACAGUAACCACAACAACAGUAACGACAACGACAACAACAACAACAACAACAACAACAACAACAACAACAACAACAACAACAACAACAACAACAACAACAACAUACUAAUGAUCAAAAACAUGCACUUAAUUAUCUUAAAAUUGCUAAAGUAGUUUACGUUUUAGUUUCACUUUAAAGUCUUGAAUAGUUUUAAAUCAGAUUUCUAUGUGGGAUUUCAUUUCCGAACCAACCUUAAAGUCAGUCUCAAACGGAUAUUCACUUUCUGCUUGCCUAUCUUCCGCCAUCCGUGAGCCUACCAGAAAACCUUGGCAAUUAAAUUUUUGGACUAGUUUUACUAUAACUUUCUAUUCUUUUAGGUUUUUGCUUGGCUCGGCUGCUGAAUAG